Messenger RNA from Anopheles funestus (African malaria mosquito), 4302 nucleotides. RefSeq names its product autophagy-related protein 9A (gene Atg9). NCBI's taxonomy places the organism in Eukaryota, Metazoa, Arthropoda, Insecta, Diptera, Culicidae. The transcript is spliced from 14 exons. Gene Ontology annotation, biological process: protein localization to phagophore assembly site; autophagy of mitochondrion. The coding region runs from base 568 to 3492 and encodes 974 amino acids. Gene Ontology annotation, cellular component: autophagosome; phagophore assembly site. The record is from RefSeq and is a predicted model, not a curated record.
AUUACUGCGAGUCGCAAAAGCGAUGUUGUUUGAUUUCGAUAAGUGCUCGCAGCAAGAAGCAGAGCACAAGGACAGCUGGUAGACAUUGUAAAUAAUCUGACCCGAAACGUGGUCCAAUAAUUCAGCAGUUUUAGUCACUGUACUAGUUCGAUUGGAAGGCAAGCUACGAUUAGCGGGGCUGCAAAAAAAAUCCAGAAACCGUACCAUCGUGUUUUCUUUGUUCGAGUAUGAGCAAUGAUUGGGUGUUGAUCGGAAGAAGCCCCGCGAGACGGUGUGGAAAUAAGUUAACUACGCCAUACGCACACGAGUUUGCCAGCCUAUUGCGAUUCGCCAUUUCCUCACGCAGAUGCUGCUGCCACAGUGAAAGGAGACCAGUUGUGUAGUCUGUUUUCAUAUGAAUCAACCCGUGUGUGUGUAUAAUAAUCACGCCUCACACACCGUGAAUGUCUGAGGAACGCAAUCGGACACCGCCAACCACUAGAGCAAACCACAGGAAAAAGAAUCUGCCAGCAGUAGGCCACCGACGUCGUAGCGUCUCGAAAUAGAAGCAAACGGUGGCUUAACAACAUGACGACGAACCGACAGUUCGACGCAAAAACGUACGACACGCUCACCAACCAGGACACCAAUCCGUUCGCGGACAAACGCUCGCCAACGAUCGAGGAAGAGGACACACCGCAGGUCAUACAUGUAGUUCCGGAGACAAGUAAAGCACGAUGGAACCACAUCGAGGAUUUGGAUUCGUUCUUCACCCGUGUUUACAUCUACCAUCAGAAGCAUGGCUUUUAUGUGAUGAUGCUGCAGAAACUGUUCGAGCUGUUCCAGUUUGUGUUUGUCGUCGUACUGAUCACGUACUUGUUUAACUGCAUAGACUAUGGCAUUCUUUUCCGUGAUAAAAUCAUCGAACUUGAUACGAAAGUUUCGCUCGGAGACGCGAUGAUAGGCGUAUCCGAAUGUGCGGCCAAGCUCGGUGCAUUCCAAUGGUUGGCACUAGUGCUCGCUGGUCUAUUUUGGACGUUUAGGCUGUUUAAAUUCUUCUAUCAAUUUUUCCAAUUUUGGGACAUUAAAAUGUUCUACAAUACGGCACUUAAAAUCGAGGAUGCUGACCUGGACAAUCUAACUUGGCACGAAGUACAAAAGUGCAUACGAGAAGUGCAAUCUGAGAUACAGAUGAGUAUCAACAAAGAGCAACUGACUGAGCUAGAUAUUUAUCAUAGAAUAUUAAGGUUCAAAAACUAUAUGGUAGCCAUGAUGAACAAGUCUUUGCUGCCUGCCACAAAGAAGCUGCCAUUACUAGGAAAUGUAGUACUAAUGAGUCAAGCGCUCCGUUACAACAUAGGAUUAAUUUUAUUCUGGGGACCAUGGUCACCGUUCGAAAACAGCUGGCAUCUGCGGGAGGAGUACAAGCGGCCCAGCAUGCGUAACGAACUGGCGGCAAAGCUAUCGAAACAGAUACUGUGGGUCGCGAUCGCCAACUUUAUACUCUCACCAUUCAUCUUCAUCUGCCAGUUGAUGUACUUUUUCUUCAACUAUGCGGACCUAAUAAAAAAAGAACCCGGUACACUGGGCGUACGAUGUUGGUCACAGUACGGGAAACUGUACCUAAGACACUUCAACGAACUCGACCACGAGCUGGACGCACGGCUUACCCGUGCCUAUCGACCGGCGGUAAAAUAUAUGAAUUCUUUCUCAUCGCCCUUGCUAACUGUCAUAGCAAGAAAUGUAGCCUUUGAUGCUGGUGGUGUUGCAUCGCUUAUAUUGCUGCUGGCCAUCUACGACGAGGAUGUGUUUCAGGUGCAACACGUCCUCACACUCUUCACAAUCUUGGGAAUGAUCAGUGUUAUUGCAAGAUCACUGAUACCGGAUGAGAACAUGGUUUGGUGUCCCGAGCAGCUGCUGCGUAAUGUGUUAGCUCACGUGCACUAUCUACCAUCGUCCUGGCGUGGCUUCGCCCACAGUUCCAACGUACGCGAUCAGUUUGAACUGUUUUUUCAGCUUAAAAUUAUGUAUAUUCUGAACGAACUCUUCAGCCCGCUUGUUGCACCGUUUGUGCUGCUUUACGAUCUACGGCCAAAAUCUCAACAGUUGGUUGAUUUCUUCCGCAACUUUACGGUUGAUGUGGUGGGCGUCGGUGACGUGUGUUCCUUCGCACAGAUGGAUGUGCGCAAGCAUGGCAACCCGGACUGGCAGAUCCCGAUCGUGGCGGACGACAAGGAUAGUGAGAGUGAAACUCCUCUUCUAUCACCGGAUGAUGUUGGUGGUGGUGGUGGUGGCGGCACUAGGAUUGGAGUACCACCGCCAACAGAGCCUCAUGCAGCUGGUGUUCCAACCCCUACGAUCGGUGCCACGCCGUACAAUCAGGGCGAGCACGGUAAAACUGAACUAUCGCUUGUACAUUUCACGCUUACCAAUCCCACCUGGCAAAUGCCACCGGAAGCGAAACAGUUCGUACAGGGCAUUAAGCGGCACGCGCUGCAGGAUCUCAACCGGCAAAGGGGAAUGAUGCUCGGUUUGCACAACCCAACCGCAAUGGGUCAGAGUUUGCUUUCGAUGGAAAGCAUGGGCGCCGAAUAUUCGUCCAUCAUUCAACCAAUACUGCAAACACACAACCUGUCGAACUCGCAGCAUCUUGGGCUGUCGAUGCAUCUCGGUGGCUUCGGUUCACCCGUACCACCGAUGACGCCCGCCUUCGGGCAGGGUAUGAUGCCAUCGACCGUGCACCAUCAGCCAACGCAACAUGGGGCAGGUGUGCAAUCGUCCCACCAGUAUCAUUUCGGGCCACAAUCGUACGAUUUUGAGCGAAUGCUGCAGCAAAAUCUUACCGACGCCAGUACGGUUGCGCCGAUGCCUAGUCGCAGUACCUUCCUGGCGGACAUUAACGAGAACGAUGAUGAAGCGGGUGCACCUUCGUUGGCGCCAGAGGUCCCACAAGCGAGCACGAGUAGCCGUGUUCAGGCGGCCAGUGUUGCACCCGGUCCGAUGGGAAUGGAUCCAGAGCUGGAGGGUAGCCGGUAUGUGCCGUGUACCGAUGCGAUGGUAUACAGCACCCGUGGAGGAAUGUCCCGCCGUGAAGGACCCGCGGAAGGUUCUCGCAAUGGACUACUUUCGAGUCUCUACGGCGAAAUGCCUACGAAUGCUCCGGCACCGUACGAAUUUACGACCGCCGACAUGUGUCUUAGUACGCUGUACCUGCAUGAGUUGCAUCACAAUCGCUUGCGACGUCAAGGUGGUAGCCUAAGGCUCGAUAUGGGUUCACCACCGCCGAGUUCAUCGCAUCGCCCAUCGGGCGUCAGUCGCUUUAUGGGACAGGGAGGAUUCCGACCGUUCGGUUCGGUAGCCCAACCAUCGCUAGUCAGUCAUCCGUUGCGCACGAUUGUGCCGGGUAUUAUUGGAGGCGAAACUGCUGGACCUUCCGGUUCGAUGGCUGGCAGUAGCAGUGGAUCGGUAGUGGCCGCCGAACGAACCCCCUUGCUCGGUGGCAAAAAGUCAUAGCACCAGGCGGAAUGGGUCUAACUGAGAUAGAUAGACACUUAGGUUGAAGUACGGCAAUAGGGAUUAGAUAUAAAGUCGUUGAGUGGUACGUUGAGAGAAAGGAAAAGAAUGAAUGUGAUUUGUUUUGUGCUGUCCCACUGUCUCAACGAUAGACCGAUUUCUGAGGAGGGCAAAGCUGAACGUGAUAUGUAGGAAAGGUGAGCUAGAUUUUAAGUACCACUAGUGACAGUGCGGAACGGAAUAAUGAUAGAAACAACGAAAGGAGAUGUACUAUCUGUAAGCGAAUAGUGUAGCAGCAACCGUGUGUGUGUGUGCUUUUGUAAAUAAAAUAAAAAAAACACCUCCCGCCAGGUUGUACUCAACGUAAAUGAUAUCGUGCGCGCGAAUGAAAAUCGAUUCGACGAGACAAUGAAUAGAAUUUAUUCGGGGGAUUCAAGUGAAAAUGUUCGCUGCACUUGAAAACACGGCUUGUACAAUGCUUACCAAGGUCAAGUUCAAAAUGUCGGAUAAAAACGAAUAAAAAUAAAAGAAUCAAAUCGUUUCCAUUUUUUGUUUUGUACGAAACGUUGUACAGUUAUGGCAUGUUAUGGCAAUAUAAAGCAAUUAGAUGAGAUUAUGCGACCAUUAGGGUUCUCCGCUGAAGGAUAACGUACAUUCGGCUGCUUUGUGUGAGAGGUGUUAUAAAGGUGUGAUUUUAUCGUCCGAUCAUGGUGAAAUAGAUACUCACGAAAUCAAUGAAAUUUAACCGGAAAAUGAUACUGCGAUAAGUUGUUAAAAGCGAGAAAUAAAUAUGUUUCCUAUUUGUACGAA